Molecule: messenger RNA, 486 nt
Organism: Dinoponera quadriceps
Lineage: Eukaryota; Metazoa; Arthropoda; Insecta; Hymenoptera; Formicidae
Product: histone-lysine N-methyltransferase SETMAR-like
Exons: 1
Molecular function (GO): nucleic acid binding
Source: RefSeq, a predicted model, not a curated record
UUUGGCGUCAGUUUUAGUAUUGAGUCCAAUAACGAGCAUUUUCGUCAUAUUUUACUUUCUUAUUUCCGCAAAGGAAAAAACGCAGCGCAGGCUGCUAAAAAGUUACGUGACGUAUAUGGCGAGGAAGCCAUAAAAGAAAGACCGUGCCGCAAUUGGUUUGAUAUGUUCCGUUCUGGAGAUUUUUCACUCAAAGAUGAGCAACGUUUAGGUCGGCCAUUGCAAGCUGAUGAUGACCAAAUCAAAGCCAUAAUCAAGUUGGAUCGUCAUUUAUCUGAGCGGGAGAUUGGAGAGAAGUUGAAAAUACCAAAAUCAACAAUCCACGAUCAUAUAAAACGUCUUGGAUUCGUUAAAAAGCUUGAUAUUUGGGUACCACAUGAAUUGAAAGAAAUUCAUUUAACAAAGCGUAUCAAUGCUUGCGAUUCUCAUCUCAAACGCAAUGAAUUCGAUCCUUUUUUGAAGCGAAUAAUUACUGGUGAUAAAAAAUAG